AGUUGACAGCGACAACUUCAAUUUCAAAAAUGCGUAGGCGAUUUAUCUCUACCACGAUGUUGUAGUUGUUGGCGAUGAAGGAGAAAUGGCGCUGGUGCCAUUCCCAUCCUUAUCUCUUGAUGUAUUAACCACUCAUUGAUGAUAUCAUAUCUACUACCUCGAAAGCUCGUCAGCCUUAAGUUAUUCAUUUUCAUUCUCAUUGUCUUUUUAGCUAGACAUAGACGCUGUUCAUGUCAAACCCAUUUUAUACUUGUACCGAAGUUAUUUCUUCAGUAGCCAUUUUUGUUUCGUCCUGAAGAUGUGCCACGACCUACUAGUACUCUUUCAAGAAAAUCACUUCAUAACUCGAGAAAGAAUUGUUGUAUAAGAAGUAAAGAAGUAAACUGAAUUUGAAAUCGGAGAACGACUUCAAGAAGAACGUAAAAGAUCUAUAAUAACCCACCACACGGCCCACCAAGAUGCCCAGCAAGAAAGCGCAGUCCGGGAUGAACAAGGCGCCAGCACAGGCUGGUACUAGUUCCGCGAAAGUUCCACCAGCACAGGCUGGCGGUAACAAGCACCAGCCAGCAGCCCCGCCUGCACGCUCCGGCUCGGCGAAAAAUACUAGCAAAGGCGAUGCAACUACUGCUGGACGCAGCAGCUCCAAACCCACCACCACGACCACGUCAAAUGGUGGUGGUGGAAACAAAAACACUACUAGUGCCACUUCUGUUGUUUCUACCGGGAUGAAGAAGAACGACACCGUAGGUGCCACUACAACCUCCAAGGCUGCAAACAAUAUUAAGAGCACGACCUCCACCUCCGCAAACACCAAGAACACUCCUGGUAAAAAUGCCGGUUCGGGAGGCUCUGCUGUUUUUGUGAAAAAGAACAAUAACAAACAGCAGAAGAACCACGGCAAGAACGGGAACGCGGCGGCAUCUGCAUCUGGUAGUGGUACCGCUACGGCUACGGCUUCGGCCAACAAAAAAAACCAACCCGCUGCUGGAGGAAGUGCCACGGCAGCUGGUGGUGCUCCUGUUAAUACCGUGAUGAAGGCCGCUUCGAAGGACAAAGCCGCUGCUCUCGGGGGUGCAUCGGCGACAGCAGCUGCUGCUUCUGCUGGUAACAAAAACACGAAGAAGAAUGACGCAUCGAAAAACCAAAAUCUUCCCACAACUUCAACUUUUGGCGCAGCGUCGAUCAUCGGGCCGUCCUCGGGAGUAGUAGGAGUUCCUGCAGGUGGUCCGAUUUCGAAAAACAACAACAAGAAAAUUAUGCCGUGUAAGUCCGCGAAAGCCGCUGCUCUCGACACGAAAGACACUUUGAUCAAGGUUCCGCCGUUUGGAGCUGUGGAUGUAAUGAACAAUGGAAAAAAUAAUCAUAAUGCUGGUGUUCAACAUCUCAACAAAAAAUCUCUUUCCAAAGACAGUGCCACCAGCAGUGCUUCUGGAGGAGGUGUCGCAGCCGCGGGGGCUGCCGCACGACCCGCUGUUGUGAUGAAGAAGAACAAGACGCCGCCCCCACAGAAGAAACAGCAAUCUUUGACGGGUGGUAAGAAUGCCAGUUGUACAUCUGUGCAGAAACAGACCUCCAAGUCCUCUUCUGUCAACAAAGCCGGCGGGGGAGAGAAUGAAAAACGAGUGGCUCAAGAAGACGAAGAAAUGCACUCUCCCUCGGCGAAGCGUGCGAAGAAACAGCAACCGCAACUACUACCCGGUCAAGAACAUCACCAGCAGAGCCAGAAGAAUGUGGAUGCAAGCAAGAAGAGUUUCUUAGUCCUGAACGCGGUAUCCUGUGCAAAAGCAUCGUACUCGUAUAAAUGCAAGUCUUGCAUUACAAAUCUUGACUCCAAGGGCAAGGCAAAUCUGCAUUACAAAUCUCAUUUCUCAUGCUGAGGAAAUUUGUAAUGCAUCUAUACGAAUACGAUACUUUUGCAAUGCAUACGCGGAUGUUUUAAACGGCGAAAUCGUUCCGCCUUCGCCGCACCAGCAGAAAUUGGCAAAGGUUUUGCACGCCGUGAACUCCAAUGCGGAAAACCCGGAUUUCGGGGAUGUGUUAGAAGAAAAUGCGCUGAAGCCGCAGGCGAAAUUGGGUUCUGUUGGUGCGACGAAAAAUAACAGUAGCAGUACUAAUGCUGGGCUAACAUCUUCUGCUGGAGCUGGUGUUGGGCCUGCUGCUUCUGGUAAAAAGAAAAAUAACGGUAAAAACAAAAACUCCAAAGGAGGAAAUAAGGCUCCUGCAGCGAAGAAGAACGGAAAACAACUGCCCGUCGCCGGUAAGGAACAACUCCUGCAGGGUGCUGGUCCUACUCUGAAGCAGAACCAAAAGAGCAAAAAAGCCGCGAGUAUGAACAAAAAUAAGAAGAAAACGAACAACAAAAAAGUGACUUUUGAGGAGAACAGCGACAGUGGCAACGCCGCAGCUAAAAAUAUGAAUAAAUCGAGCAACGCCGACCAAGACGGAGCGCCGGAAUCACCCUCCUCUUCCGAUGAAAAUAGUAGUGAAGAUGAGAAAGAAGUACAUGUACAAGAUACUAAAAAUGCAGGGAAGAUGAGCAAGAAAAAAACCGAAAAAAAGCCCGAACAUCAAACCUCCGAGGAGGACGAGCCGGAGGUUGUCGAAGUAGAGAUUACGUUACCCGAAAACAUCCGGCGCCACUUCCGGGAGAUGCGGACGAGACUGAUUCCCCGAACCCCGUUUGCGUACCAGUACGUGACGGACUUAAAGAUGGGAAAAGUGAAGCCACUGUAUGCCGAUCCGAUAUGCAUUGCAAAAGUAUCGUACUCUAGUAGAAAUCGCAUGACAAAUUCUCUCAGCAUGACAAGAAGAAUUUGUAAUGCAGGUUUACCAUAAGAAGGGAAUUUGUAAUGCAUGAGUGCGAAUAUUACUACGAGUGCGAUACUUUUGCAGAGGAUGUCCGAACGUGGACUACAAGGAUAAAGCGGUGUUGAAGUGCGUGAUUCCGUAUCCACAGUUGAAAUUUUAUUCCGUACUACACGUACUACAAAUGCGGUUUCUGCAUGAGAAAAAUCGCCUUUGUGUCCUGUUUUGCGCAUGACAAGUUUUUGGCGAAGUUUGUCAUGCAUUUUGUAUGUCGUCGUGUAGGGGAAAAAUAAAUUUGUACUUCUGCAUACGCCGGCUUGGAUGUACGAGUUUGGGCCAGAGGGAAACCCGAAUAAAGACAAGGAAGACGAAAGCAGCGACAGCGAUAGCGACGAGGGGAGGAUGAGCCAAGAGGUGGAACAACACUACAAGCUGCUUAUUCAGGACACCUCUACAACUACCGCCCCCGCGGUUGUAGUUCCCUCUACUGAGGAAAAGGCGAACCAAGCGCGCGUGGCCGCCCUGGAACAGCAGCAGCACGGCGAAAACGAAAAGAAGGCUCCCUCUGAUUCCUCUGCGGUCAUCUUGAACGCGAUGGAGAUGUUGACGGGAGAGCAGAAACAGGGUAUUGAACGAGUAUGGGUUUUGUUGACGGAAAUUCAUUUUGGGGCUAAAACUGAACGCUCAUAGUUGUACUCUAAUUAGUGCUGAUUUAUCAAGAAGAAGAUAAACUGCACGAUUACGCAUAGUACGAUCAACACUGAACUGCAACAGCACAGAUAUCAGCCAUAAUUUACAAAGGUGAAGCUGCUAUCCCCUUCGUGGACCACAGUACUAGCACGACCCCCGGGGCCGCCGUCGGCCACGCCCUGCUGGGUCGAAAUGCCAGCAAGGAUUCAAACCUCUCGAAGACCUCCUCCCGUAUCCUGUGCAAAAGUGUCGUACUUGCAGUAAUCGCAGUGAUGCAUGACAGAUCCGCUAUCUUAGGGAAAUCAGCAUUACAAAUUCCACUUUCCUUCUAGGCAAAAUUUGUCAUGCAGUCUAUACUAGUGCGAUACUUAGUUUUGCAAUGCAUAUCCCGUCCCUACGAACUAAACGAGUACUUGGCCCAGAUUCUCGACCGGACGGCGGAGUUGUUGCAGCAAGACGAUGAUUAUCCUGUGCAAAAGUAUCGUACUCGUAUUGUAAUCAUGCAUUACAAAUCUUUUUCUUAAGGUAAAUCUGCAUUACAAAUUUUUAUUUCUCUUGCUGAGAAAAAAUGCAUUUAUACGAGUACGAUACUUCUUUUGCACUGCAUAAUGAUCAGAACAAUGCUAUGCAGAAGGAGAAUUUCGAAUUGUUGGUGAAGCAGAAGCUGCAGAAGAUCUUCGACGAAGAAAUGAAGCCGAAAUUCAACGAGAAUUCGAAGUACACGACCGUUGGCUCCGGGGAGAACUUCCUACUCCGAACGAAAACCCUGUACGACUUGCUCGCCAUGUUUCCUGACUUUGUGAUGGAGUACACGUUCACCGAAUACAACACCUGGUCCAAUGAGAAGCUGCGGAGACGGUUAUGCAAUGCAAAAGUAUCGCACUAGUAUGAGUUGCAUUACAAAUUAGCCCCCAUGUUGACAAAUUCAAUUUGUAAUGCUGAUUUACUUUGAGAAAGAGACUUGUAAUGCGUAAACGCAAUUACUACGAGUGCGAUACUUUUGCAACUCAUAACGGUUGCCCUUCGAGAUGAAACUCCAAACCGCGGUGGCCAUUUCUGUUGGGGAAUUGUCACGGGACUUGACGAAGAAGAUGAAGGAAGAAACUUGCGUUUUGGAAAAGAAGGUGGAUAUUGGAAGCAGUGUUGGUUCUUUGGCGGGACAGAAGAUGAAAAACGGAGAUAAUGCUAUGGAAAUGGACGUGGACCAGGAAGGAGAUGUGAAGAUUAACACUGGUACCAGCACAACCGAAAACAAGAAAACGACCACCAUUUUUAACGGCACUUCGUCCAGUGCUACGGAUGAACAAGCGGAGAACAUUAUGGAAGCGUCAGGUUUGAAAUCGACAAAGUUGAAAUGAUUUGAAUUCGUCAUGCAUAAAAUGGAUACCAGUUGGAAGCCCAAUUUCCAAGCGGCGCAUGACAAAUUUUCGGAGCACCGGAGUCCAAUUUGUCAUGCUGUUGUGGCACAGAAGACUGCUUUUGUCAUGCUUCUUCAGCAGCUCUAUCCCAAACCCUAAAUAGGCUCAUAAUCUGCCUCGAUUGCCAUCCCUGCAAGUGAGGCACUCCAUGUCUUGCAAUUUAUGCAUGAGGAAUUAUUUCGACUUUGACGAAGAUUUCAAUCCUGACGCUCCCAUAAACAUGAAGACCGACACGAAGAAAAACUCCUCCAAAUUCAAGCGCGGGCGCGGCGCAGCGGGAGCGGCGUCUCAGAUGUUGAUGAACAAGAUCGCGGAGGAAGGUAACAAGCAGUUGCACGUAGUUCCCCCCUUCGGGGCCAACAAGACGAAGCACGGACUGCAGCUCGCGGUGUCGCACAAUACUGUUGCGGGACUACAACAAUUCGUUGCAGAUCCUUCUGCUCUUGGCGUUCUUCUUCCCAAGCCGUCCUCCGCUCAAGAACAUCAUCUACUCCCGGGACCGCGCGCGGGGAAGAAAAAUUACAUGGCUGGGUCGGUUCCUUUGUCCUCUGCGCCGGGGGUCACUGGCACCGGCGGACCUGUUGUAGCAGCUUCCACCACGACGACCACGACUUCUCUCAAGCGGCCGCCGCCCGUGCUUGUGCCGCACAACAAGGGGAAGGGAAAGGGUGCCACUGCCGCGGCUGCUGGUACUGUCCCUGUCGCGGGGGCGAUGUUGCCGUGUUCCGGGACGACGGCGGGUGGUGGUCCUGCUCAAAAAUUAGGGCCUGCUGUGCUGGAAGCUGCUCCUGCCGGGAAAGAACUUGUUCAUCUGCAAGGCGAUUUAGUAGAACAGGUCCACGACGAAGAUGCUGAUGCUGUAUCAAAUCAUGUAAAAAUGUCUGGGUCUGGAAGAUUCUGACACUUGUCAUGCACGUUUUGCAUUAGCCCUGAUGUCUGUGAUGCAUGCCCUAGCAUCACAGAUUUUUUGAGAGCUUCUUGAUGCCUAUUCCGCAUGACAAAUGCCCUCUCCGCGUAGCAAAAAUUACAUUCCCUUUGGUACUCAUGCAAUACAGAUUUUUUUGGAAUCCAAAUGCAGCAUCACAAGUUGCAUUCUUCCAGACCCAGACAUUUUUACAUUUGAUAUGCUGAUGACGAAGACGAACUACAGGGUCCGUCUGCGAAGAAGAUGAAAAAAACUCGGCGUUCCAGCAACACCGGUGCAGCAACUACGCUAACCAAGAUGAAGAUGAAAAACGCGUCUGCUGGGCAACAGCAGCACGGCAAAUCUACGAAGAACAAGCGGAGGUCUUCUGUUGGGAUCGACGUGCCCUCUGUGAUGACGGCUAUCGAGGAAAAGCUCCACAAUCCGCGACUGUCUCUCGAACGUGACUUACAGCUGAACAACCCGAUUCGCAAUUCCACCGAUUACCAAAUUGAUUGGAACAACCUGGGCACGAUGAGAAACGUCACCAAGCAGUUCGAUUCCCUCUGUCACAACCUGCUAUUGUCGUCCAACAACAGUAUCAAUAAAACUUCUGGAACAACAGCAGGCGUUUCUUCGAUUGUUGAGUUAGUCCCGGGGACCACCAUCAACUUCGCGCACGAACUUGUUGGUUUCUCGACGUUUUUGCUCCGGGGACAGACUGUGAAGAAAUUCUGUGCCGAAUCGGACGAAUCCGCGGUGGGGUAUUCCGUUUUGGUCACGCACAUCUGCGGGGUACCGACGAAGAAAACUUCGGUUCCGAUGGAUCUGUUCAACGAUUUUCUGCCGAAAAAAAGCCAGAUGGAGGUUCCGCAAAUGCUGGAGAACCUGUUACUCCGAAACGAGAAGCACUUCUUAUUGCUGCCGGUUGAAGCGAUUCUAAACGUGAUUGUCGCUCUGGAGACCGUACGCAUUGCAAAUAUGUCUGGGUCUGGAAAGCGCCAGGCUUGUCAUGCAUGUUUUGCAUGACUCAUAAUGCCUGCAAUGCAUCGCCUAGCAUCAUAUGUAGUGAGGUCACCGAACGGUUCUAACCGGGGAGUUUUUUUGACACCCAGCCAGCAAAACGACCGGCAGUUUUCAAGCGGCCGAAAGCGUUUUUUGACAUAAAAAAUUUUCAAUUAUCAAGCGGGUGGGGCUUUGAUAUCAAACAAGCCCGGUCGAAAACUAUCGAUUCGCACUUGAUAAAACGACGCAGGGGAGCCGGCAAAAGGGGCGCCCUUCUGAGGAGCCCACCGCCUUAGUUCCUGGCGAUUUGGGGCGCCCAAAAAGAGGCGCGCAAAAAGCGCGCCCAAAAUCAGAACAGCGAAACAGCAUGGCACGGCCGCGAUUUCGAAGCAUUUUGGGCGGCCGCGAAAGCGGCCGCCUUUUCGCCGGUUUCAGAGCCUGGAGAGCUUUGCAAAAAGCGCCGGCGUGAAAAAUAAAAACGCAAAAGGGAAAAAGCGCGCCACACGCGCAAAGCCAACCCGCAUGCUACGGGCCCGAUUUUUCUUCGCUUUUUGGGCGCCCCCCGUGGCGCCCGGAUCGGCCCCAUAGCAUGGGGGCUCGCUUUCGGAAAGGAAUUUUGGAAAUGUGCCAAAAUUUGUGAUGUUUCUCAAGUGACCGCCAUGCCGUGCGGCAUAACGUUACUCGCGGCGGUAUGGCGAGCCCAGAAAAAGCAAAACCGCGGCCAAGGCGGCGGGCGGAAAAAAAAACGCCCACGACCUCACUACCCCCGCCCCGGCGGCUAUAUUUGGCAGAUUUUUAGCAGGCUUCCUGAUGCUAUUUUUCCGCGUGACAAAUGCCCUUCCCGCGUAGCACAAACUGGACUCCUCUUGUUGUUGGUCAUGCACUACAGAUUUUUUUGGAAUCCAAAGUUAGCAUCACAAGUUCCAACUUUCCAGACCCAGACAUUUUUGCAGAGGAUAAACCGCGCAGCGGCCGGAGAACUUUCUGUACUCGUGUGUGGCUCGGUUGCUUCCGGUCCGGUUUAGCCUGGACGAGGCGAAACGGGAGAAAUUGUUCAAGGACAUCACGUAUCCUGUGCAAAAGUAUCGUACUCGUAGUAAUUGCAGUCAUGCAUUGCAAAUUUUCUUCUCAAGGUAAAUUCGCAUUACAAAUUUUCUUGCCCAUGCUGAGGAAAUUUGUAAUGCAUUUAUACGAGUGCGACACUUUUGCAAUUCAUAUCACGGUUGACAACGCGGAAUUUCUGGGAAAAUUGAUGCGCAAGUUUGCGCGGAAGAUGCACGGGAAUGAGAACGUCAAGAAGUGGUUUGAUCAGCUGCAGUUGGUGCUCCCUCUGGCGGUGUACGACAAAAUUGAUCCGCCGAGCAGCCCGAAAGAUUUGAUGGUGGACGAGGAGAACGACGCCGGUAGUCCGAGUGUGGUGUCAUUUGAUGUUGCUGGUGGAAAAGUCCUCGGUGGAAAGGGAGAAGGAGUUGUCGAAGAUGACAUCUUCAAGGGUAAAAACACCACUACCACUACCACGACGACCACGAACGCAAUGCUCUUGACUACCGCGACUUCUACCGCUCCUGCUGCGGAAAAAAAGGAGGCGAUUGAACAAGCGACGGCUCCGGCCCCGGCGGGCGGUCAAGAUCGCAUGGCUCUCUGCUCGACCGGACCACCUCCCGGUGGAGUUUUUGACGAGAAGCAAGAGAAAGAUGAUGUUGACAAAAAACCGAUUUUUACUUCCGCUGCUGUUGCUGCUGAAGCGGAGGAGAAAAUUAGUACAACUGGAAUGAAGAAGAUUGACGAGAAGAUGGAAGACAAUUUUGCUGAGGCGAUGGAGUUGAAAACCGAAACUAUGAUGGCAGUAGUUGAAAAGGACAAGAUCGAAGACGAAACUGUGGAUGAUAUCAAAACGGAUGUUAAAAAUCUAGCAAGCGCUAAAAAUACUUUUACGGGUAAUAAACAGAGUAGUGAUUUCGAUUUGAUUUUUGGGAACUACAAGCAGGACGACGACGAAUGUAGGCCCUAAAAAAUCCAUCUCUACGCCCAUCUUUUCAAAAUUUGCUCUACCGGUUUGCCGCCAUUUCGUUGCAUUCUCAUACAUAAAGCUCCUCGAGCAGCUCGACCGCAGACCCUGGCUGGCCAUAUUGCCUGACAGAUUUUCCGGGUCUUGUUUUUCUUUUUGCAGCUUGGUGGAGGAGUGUGGUAGGAGUUGCGAGGCCAACGCGUCAUGCACAGCUCCGCGACAUGCAGAAACAAGAACAAAACCGGGAGAAUGCAUUCACUCGGCCGAGAAAGAAGUUGACAAGAUGCAGCCACGCAAGUUGCCCAUCUUUUCAACUUUGAAAGCUAUCAAAUUUUGAAAAGAUGGUCUUUCUGCAUCUUUUCAAAUUUUGAUACGUGGCUGCUCACUUUCCAAAUUUUGAAAAGAUGCUGAAGAAACAUCUUUUCAAAAUUUGACAACCCGAGCAGCGCAAAUAUCAAAUUUUGAAAAGAUGCUCUUUCUGCAUCUUUUCAAAUUUUGAUUGAUAGGUGGCUGCUCACUCUCCAAAUUUUGAAAAGAUGCUGAAGGAGACAUCUUUUCAAAAUUUGACAACCUCAAUAACGCAAGCACUUGCUUUGUUGAGGUUGUCAAAUUUUGAAAAGAUGUUUCCUUCAGCAUCUUUUCAAAAUUUGACAACCUUUUUGACAACCCCUUUGAUGAGGUCUCCCAAGAGGCUAUUAACUUAACCUAAUCCGCAUGGUAUGGUGGAUUUUGAUGAACCUAUUUGGGAACCUCUUUGGUGCGCCUAGACAGAGAAUUGUUGACGAAAGUCCAAGGCUUUGACUUGCGCCCCAGCUGGCGGGUCGCCAGAUGGUAAGCAAAGCCGUGCCUCUGGCGACAUUUGUUUGCUUGCUUCUUUUGUGGCUCCGAAGAUUGCGAAGAUGCCCCCUCAGCAAGUUUGCGAAUUUUGAAAGCCACGCAGAAGAGUAGGCUGCUCACCCUUUCCGCGGCUGUCGAAAUUUGAAAAGAUGCGCUGGUAGUAUCUUUUCAAAUUUUGGAAGCCACAGAAGACUGAGCUGUCCUCCCUUUGCGUGGUUUCUCAAAUUUGAAAAGAUGUUCCUUCUGCAUCUUUUCAAAUCCUGAAAACCACAGCACAGCCAGCUACCCUCCUCGUCUGCGGCAUGUAAAAUUUGAAAAGAUGCUCCUUCAGCAUCUUUUCGAAUCUUGGCAACCUCAGGACACAAAACGAAUCGGCUCUUCUGCGGCUUCGAAGAUUGAAAAGAUGCUCCUUUAGCAUCUUUUCAAAUUUUGAAAACCACAGACGAGUAAGCCGACCCCGUCUUCUGCGGCUUCAAAAAUUGAAAAGAUGCUCCUUCAGCAUCUUUUCAAAUUUUGAAAAGCACAGAAGAGCAGGCGACCCUCCUCUUUUGCGCCUUUUGAAAUUCGAAAAGAUGUUCCUUCAGCAUCUUUUCAAAUCCUGGAAACCACAGAAGAGUAAACUGCUCGGGUCUCUUGUGGCUUCGUUAUGGAAAAGAUGCUCCUUCAGCAUCUUUUCAAAUUUUCCAGGUCAAAGGCCACGCGCUUCAGAUUUGAUUGGGAACUACAAGCAGGACGACGACGAAGCCCGCUACAUUGCAUACCGAAUGAACUACCUAGCUUCUUCGCAGCACUUCUCAGUGGCUAAAGUCGGAGCUACCCGGCGCUGCUGCUCCACGGACUUGCCUCGGAGCGCCCCUGCAGCCUGGAGGUGCUGCAGCAGGUCCUCCUGCUGUCCAGCCGCUAGACAAUGGGCCUCAAUCUGUGCAGGUCGGUCGGAGCCAAGGGCGCAAAUGCAACCGGCCGCGGCUGCGUUUCCACUUGUUUCUAAUGUCGCGCAGCCGUGCGCGCGUGUUCCGGCAGGCGCGCGCGCCUUUUGCCUUUGCGGCUCGUUCUUGAAAAUGCGAAAGGCCAGAGAGCCUUUCGGAAAGGCUUCCCGGAGGGGUUCCGGGACCCCUUUUGGGGAGGGGUAGCACCAUCGUGAUUCGAAGAAAAAGCGAUAGGCUUUUUUUUAGGGUUCCGGGCGCCCCUCCGGCCCUCCCUUUUUGGGAGGCCUCCGGAAAGACCUUCGCGGCCAACAUAUGCGUGUGGUACCCGCAAGAGACGACGACGCCAGGGCCUGUGUAGACAUCUUGUGGAGCGUCUGCAGCCUCACACCCUAACCCAGGCCAUAGCGGCAAAUGGCUGCACGGAGAAAGCAAUCCGGAAAAUGGAGCAAUAUACUGCGCGCGCCCGGCGCUUUCUAAGUGAAAACGCCAGCCACAAAAGAACCCUCUGUGCCUCGCCCUCCUCCGCGUCAAUACUCACUUACCUACUAGAGCACUGCUGCUGACAAGCUAGCCAAAACAAACCGCGCUCGAGUCAGCCCCUCACUUGCGGGCACAGGUUUACUAGCUUCGCGCCGCGAAAAAAUGCGCGCAGAAUUUUUUUUACGGUCUGAGGCAAAUACAAGUUUGAUGCCCCCAUAGAUUUCGAUUUGAUUGGGAACUACAAGCAGGACGACGACGAAUCUGUUUAGGCGCGGCGAAUCGAGCUUCGCUGCGUUGGCCAGCUUUGCCCUGCUAUAAACGGGGCCUGCCAGAAUUCUGCCUCAGCAGCCUCGCGCCUAUGGUGCGCGCACUGCCCGAUGACAGAUGGCGCCGUGGGGCACGUCAGGCGAGGGGGCCAACCCGCGGCGGGUUUCUCAUCGCCAUUCGGCUCGGGGCCGAAGGCGCGGGCCCUCCAACAAUGCAGACCAUAACGCGUGAACUGUGCGCGAAUGAUAUCGGCGAAGUUGGAAAAAGGCCUGCACCGCCCCGAUUCUGCUUAGGGUUGCUGCCCAUCAGGGCGCGCGAUACACGGCAGCAGAGUGGGGCUCGUGCGAGCGCGGGCGGCGGUUGGAUUAUCAACACAGCCGCCUGCGACACGAAUGGGUGGGGGCGGCGCGCUUCUGAUUCAGCCCCCAUUCCGGCCGUUCUGAAUAUAGGGCCGAAUAGCCGCGCCAAGGAGCUUUCCUACCGCGCCGCGCGCCAUCUUUCAUGCCCCCGACCAAUGGAGUGGGCUCUAAAUCGUGCGCCCCCCCUUCAAGAUUCGGCAGCCCAGGACAUGUGGGCUUCGGUGCCUGCGCCCGGUGGUUUGGGGUGCAAAAGUGAUUUGGUGGUCUGUUCUAUGGUAUUUGGGUGCGCUUUUUUGCCGUCCUACUUGGGGUUGGCUCACGUGAGCAAGUUUGCCGACGCGUCGGCUCCAAGCAAUAUGGGCGAAGCAGCCUAAAAUCCAGCGGAGCGGCGAUGGCGGAAGCGCUAUGGCAAUGUCAUUGGCGCUCUUGCCGUCGCGCUCGGCAGCUUGCGAGCCUGGUGGCGCUGGCAUGCCUCGCGGUGGUGCGCACUUUGGUCACAUGGGCGCCCACCCGGAAAAAAAGGGCUUCUUCGUUUAAUCAAGAAGCAAUGCGGCCGACAAGGAGAGGCGGGCGCCUCGGUGCCCAACGUUCGGUGGGGAUUGCGGCUCCUGCUUCAAGCUACUGAAAAAGUCGGGGUGUCGCGGUGACUUCUUCACAGAAAGAGCGCACACUAGUACAGCUCGCGCGAUUUUUAAAUUUAAUUGUUGAGCCCGUCAUAGAUUUCGAUUUGAUUGGGAACUACAAGCAGGACUACAUGAAGGCCCUCGUAAAAGACCCACCGUGGGCGCGCGCCUUGGCUGGUCCGCUAUCAAAAAAGCGGCAGGCUUCGCAGCCGAUAUCGCACUCCGCCGGGCAGGUUGCGUUCUGAGGUGGCGGGCAGGCUAUUGCCGGCGCGCUGUGCCGAAAAGCUGAGCCCGCGACGCCAUUUUUCUAGAAGUCCCGGCCCCGGGUUUCCGGAUGUUCUUCGGAUUCUGCGAAGAAAGGUCCGUCCGCGAGACCCCCAAAAGGGGUUUUUUCCGGAACCCUCGUAGCAGUGGGGGAAGCUUCCAAAAGUAGUGUUUUUGGCUACCCCUCCCGGAGGGUCCUCAGCAAGGGUCUCGCAGAGGAGAAAGGCUCCAGCUUCGGAAGCCCUCGGCGCAUCUUUCCGCCGGGGCCCCGGGCAUCCCGGCCUGCCUACGGGCGAAGUUCGCAUAGGCCCCAGGGCCUACCGGAACUAGAGGCACGGAGGAGAAGGCGUAGGCCGCCGGGGCCUGCCGCUAGUUUACAGCUUUGCCAGCGCGCCCGCCCCCCUCAGUUCGUUGUAGCUCUAUCGCAGCAAAAACUGAGUGGGAAGGCGGGGGCUUUGAUGUUCCCAGCGCCGUGGGGGUGGCGGAGUGAACCAAGCAGCCCGGCGACUUGGUCGCUCGCGUAUCCUCUGUCGAGGGAGCUGCGCGAGGGGUGUCGGGCGAAAAGCGCAGAGCCGCCGUGGAUGUGACCCAGAGCCAGCUCGGCGACUUCUUCUGCCUCAUCGAAGAGUCGGGAAGCGCCACCUGCAAAUGCGCCGCACAUUGGGAGGGCAGGAAGCUGCUAGAAGCCGCUCGGCUUCUCUUGGGGGACAUGAUUACCUCCGAAGCCAAGCGGUCUGCGCCAAAGACUCGUGAAUGACCCGAGUCCGUGCGCGGGAUAGUCCUCGCUAGGGCGAAGUGGCCGCCUUCUUAGCUAGAUAACUUGAUACGCAUGGCCCAAAUGCAUUGCAUGCGUGACCAAGGCCCAGCACAAAAGCCAAGCAGCGCAAUGCCUAUGCCCGGAGACCCUGAAAAUUUUUUAUCCACUUUGAAAAGAUGCAGUUAGUAUGGCCAUUUUGAAGCACGCGAUAUUGUCGUGCUUCAAAGAUUUCGAUUUGAUUGGGAACUACAAGCAGGACGACGAAGAUGAUGAUGAAUUGAAGCACGACAAUAUCGAACAAAAAAAUGUUAACGUUACGGUUUCAGCGAUUUUUGAAACAAAAUUUUUUUUUCCGCUCAAUGGCUUUCUUUUCAUGUAAAGAUCAACACUUUUCAUGAUACUAGCUACCGUGGGACUCUGUUGCAGCGUCAUCAGUUUGAGCUAGCUAGUACAAAAAGUAUUCCAUUCCGCGCCCGAGUCUAGCGCAACCUCCGGAGGAAGACCACGGGCGCCGCGGCUCUGACUGUUUUGGCAUGAUAUGGCGGUGAUGUUGGCGACCUUUCGCCAUGAAGUCUGUCAUGCAAGGCGUGCGUCAUGUGUCGGCAUAUGAGUCGAUGCGACAACCCCCCGAAAGGUCCGCGCAACUCUCCACCAUAUCGCCACCUUGGAACUGUAUAGGCUCGCUGCGUUUCUAGACAUUGCGCUGCAGCUUUUGAGCCAUCUCGCCAAGUUCUCUCCAUGAAGCAGAAAAGCUGUGACUUCGAGGAUGGGGAAAAUUGGCAAAAUUCGGGCACCAAAGUGCCCAAGUUUUGCAGUCACCAAAAAAACCGUUAACACUUUUUAGAAUGGGCGGUAUGAUCGCCCCAGCCUGCCAAAAGCAGGCUUUUUCGUAUGAAAAUGCCAAAAAAUGACCGUUAACACUUUUUAGACAGCACGCUAUGGUCGAUUUAUCCUCCUCAGAGCCCGUGCUUCUUGGCCUGCAGGGUUUUGGACAGGGUAAGUCGAUCAUAGCAUGCUGUCUAAAAAGUGUUAAUGGUUUUUCUGGGUGACUGCGAAAUUUGGCCUCAAAUUGAUGGCAAAUCAUGGUUUUUUUCGGUGGAAUUCCCUAUGAUCCGAAAAAACCGUUAACACUUUUUAGACAGCACGCUAUGAUCGAUUCUGCCUGCCAAAAGCCGGUCCAUCCUCGGCGUCGAUGGCGGCGGCGAGGAUGGUGGCAACUCGAGAGCAUCUCUCAACCAGGUGGGUUGCACUAGCUGCCGUCCACGAAGCGCCCCCAAACAGCUGAAGAGCAGGCUCCGCCGGCACCGAGCUGGUGUGGAGGCGAUGCGACCGGGUCAAGGAGCCCACGUGGCGCGGAAGGUUCGUCAUGGAGCGGCCCCGGUAGGCGAAGUUCCAGGCCGUCAGGCCUUGCGCACUAGCUAACUCAAACAAAAUUAGCUACUUCAGAGUCCCACAAUAGUUAAGAGGGUGAGCGGGUCCCUUUAGGCAUUCACAUAAUGCCGCCAGUGAACCCACAAAAAAUUUUUAAUGCAAAAAAUGCAAAGCCGUAACGUUUUCGAUUUGAUUGGGAACUACAAGCAGGACGACGAAGAUUAUGAUUUUGAAUUGAAGCAGGACACGACACAACUGAUGAAGGCGGUUGUUCCCGAAGGAGGUGACAAGUUUUUUUUUCGAAAUGACAAGAAGGAAAAGAUCGCUAGCUCCGGAGAUGGCCACGAUGAAAACGAAAAUAAACCGGAGAAGAUUUGUACGGAAGAUGAGCAGAACGAUGACGAUUUCAAGUUCGGAAAUGUUGAAAAGGACGAGAAAUGCAGCAGUAACUACGGUUUUGUGAACAAGGAUAAGGAAGAAAAGCAGGAGAAGCUGAAAUCGCCGGUGCACCAGGUGGCCGGUCCCGAGGAUGUCGAUUUUGACGAGCUGUAAAUACUGAUAAAACGGAACAAAGAACUACGUGAUUAUAAGGAGUUGUAGUCGAAAAUAUUGUAGUACUACGACACAGAGACGUAAGUAAGUAGACCGCUUCUAAACUAUCCCUCUGGUGAAGGACGAUCAUGACCACGGGGUUGGUUGUUGAGGAAGCGAUGCGAGCGGUUUCAAUUUUCCUUCCUCGUCUGUUGAAACUGCACGUUCAGGACGGAUGCUGGUAAGGAAAAAUUAUCGUUUUCGACGAACGAAGGGGAUUAUAGGUUUGGUGCAGGAACAACUACAAGGAUUCUCAUUCUUUUUGGAAGACGGCCAGGACGAAUCUGAAUCGUGCUCAGUAGCGAGAUUCUUAUUUCCUGAGCUAUUCAUAUGGAAGAAGCGGACACCUUUAAAUUUUGCGAGAAAGUAGAGAAUAAGAAUACGAAGAUGAUGAAAAUUACAGCUGCACAACCUUACGAAUAUAUAACUAUUCGUGCCUAUUCAUGUCGUCAUCCGUAUCUUGCAGAUUUUCAGAUUCACCAUUCGAAUGAAACUUACCGACUACACGGACUGCUAAACAUUCUCUGAAAAUAUCGAAGAUUCAUACUUCGAUUUCUUUUUUGAAAGUGGCGGCUCAAUUCAUGACUAUGUUGUCACGAGGAUUGGAGUUGGUAGCUUUGCUACAAACGACAUAUCAUGGUACGUCAGACCUUUCAAAUGAUUUAUAUUGCUCUACUAUUGGAAACAAAAUUGAACUGUUUAGCAUGUGCUGGAAGCUGAU
This is a messenger RNA of Amoebophrya sp. A120, 16026 nucleotides long. Lineage: Eukaryota; Dinophyceae; Syndiniales; Amoebophryaceae. The record is from the annotation of a GenBank genome assembly.